Molecule: messenger RNA, 2240 nt
Organism: Antechinus flavipes (yellow-footed antechinus)
Lineage: Eukaryota; Metazoa; Chordata; Mammalia; Dasyuromorphia; Dasyuridae
Gene: SMIM45
Product: small integral membrane protein 45
Exons: 2
Coding region: 245-451 (68 amino acids)
Source: RefSeq, a predicted model, not a curated record
GAGAAGGGAGCUGACCAGCGCCGGAGCUGGCAGCGGCGCGGACCAGUGAGGCCGUCUGCCUGCGGCCUGAGCCAGCCCGGGGCCCCGUCCUCCCGGACGAGCACCAAUCAGCCCCGGGCCCCCAGCGCCUCGCGCAGAUGCCGGUGCCCCCAGGGAGCGCCCCUAAGCCCCGGCCACGCCGAGAGCCGCGCCCGCACAGGGGCUGAGCACUCCCACGGCUCGAGCAGCCGCCGCCGCGGGGACCAUGCCGCACUUCCUGGACUGGUUUGUGCCCGUCUAUCUCAUGAUUUCCAUCCUCAUCUUGGUCGGUUUCGGGGCCUGCAUCUACUACUUCGAGCCCGGUUUACGGGAAGCCCACAAGUGGCGAACGCAAAGACCUCUCCUGGACCGGAACUUCCGCAAGACCCUGAUGAUCCGGGACAACCUGGCCUUCGGGAGCCCCGACGUCUGAGGGCCGGCCCAGGCCGGCGGCAGAGACAGCGGCUGGAGAGCCCCGCCUCCAGGCCGGGGCAGCCCUAGUGCGGCUGCUCCUGGCCCUCCCGAGCCACGGCGGGCCCCUCCAUCCGCUCUCCCGCCCUGCCCCUGCUUAGAGACCCUUCCCACCAUGUCCGCCCCAUUCCCGUCCUAGCAUCUGUCCCGCAGAGAUGGCCCCGCGGCUCUUUGCCAGCCCGGGACGCCGGCGUCUCUCCAGGGGCCCCGGAGCAGGGGACAAAGUUCCAUCUCCUCCCUGAGCCCCGGACUCCAGUGUUGGCCAAAGAUGCCCCAUCCCCACCCCCUCUGUCCCUUCCGGACAAUCCAAGACUCGAGAGGGGAGACGGGCAGUGGCAGACUGGGGUCUCGUACUGCUCCUCGGGAUGAUCUCCUCCUCUGCUCCCGGGAUCCCACAAGAGAGGACAGCUUCUGGGCAAACGGGGGCAGGCCUGUGCCCAAUUCUGUGCCAAUCGAUUGCUGGUGCCCGUUGGUCCUAUAGUCCCCAUGUGUCCCCCUUCUAGUGCCAAUAGCCACACCCAAAAUGUGAGUCAUGCCCUCUCCCACCGUGGGUGGGCGGCCAUCCAGCUCUGCUGAGCCCCUCCCCACACUGGGUGCGUGCAGGAGGGGCCCGGGCACUGCCAUUUCUAUCUGCCAUGAGCCACCGCUUCCCCAUCGGGACCAUCGCCCCAGCCCCCCAGCAGGCCCACAGGCAAGACACAGGCUCCGGGGGACUCCAGCUGGUGCAGGCCCAGGACAGGGUAUCCCUGAGACCCAACCCCCAUCCCGGGGGGAGAGAACUCAGGCGUACAACAGAGAAAGGAGGUCCUGCCCGAGAAGGAGCCUGAGAGAGGAGAGGUCCAGCCUUCCCCACCACCCUUUAAGGGCGGGCAUGGGCUGGGCACGGGGGGAGCUGUCCCCUCCUGCCCUCCGAGUUGGGCUCCGACCCCAGUUUGUGCAGGGGGCUUCAGGCCCUGGGGAAGGCUGGGCUCGCUGUGGGAGGCAGCUCCCUCUGGGCUCUGGGGUGUGUGUGGGCAGAGGGAAUGUCCCCAUGGCCGUCGGGGGGAGCGUGAGCCCCCUGACUGUGGGGGUGGGGUGGCAGCCUAGGGCUGAAGUAUCCCAAGUCCCUGAAGGGGGGCGGGGUGUGAGUGUGUGUGCACAUGCCCAUGGCAAAUAUGGGCGCGGGUGACUUGGGUGGGCAGGAACACUGCGCAUGGGGGUGCCCAUGAGAACCUGGGGGUGAGUGUAUGGGGAGAUAGAAGUGAGCCCGCGAGGGGCUGGGCUGCUGACGGCACCGAGGGCACACUCGGGAGUGUUCCUCUUUGGCAGGAGUCCCAAGGGCUUCAUGGAGUCUCCUUGGGCCAUAGAGCUGAGACUGUGAAAGGUGCGCGUUCACCUCAGGAGUGGGUGGGGACCCCUGACCCCCCCGAUCUUCUGUAACCUCCUCCCAACGCAACCUGAUAGCUGAGGACAGGACUUAGUGCAGAUCCGAGGCCCCAUGGGCCAGGAUCCCGUGCUGCCCUGAGCCAUAUGUGGGUCCACACCUCCAGUGCCGCAGCCCUGCGGGUCACCUUCACUACCACCAGCCUCCCAGCCCUGCGGCUGGCUCUUGUCCACGGACAUCAGUUGUGAGCAGGAAAUGUGGCUCUACAGUCUCUCGGUCUCUCUGUCUCUGUCUGUCUGUCUCUUGUUUCUUUCUCUGUUUCUCUCUCUCUGUUUCUGUCUGCCUCUUUGUUUCUAUCUCCCUGUCUGUCUGUCUCUCUGUCUCUGUC